This is a messenger RNA of Ananas comosus (pineapple), 972 nucleotides long. RefSeq lists its product as uncharacterized. The transcript is spliced from 3 exons. Gene Ontology annotation, molecular function: DNA helicase activity. Gene Ontology annotation, biological process: telomere maintenance; DNA repair. NCBI's taxonomy places the organism in Eukaryota, Viridiplantae, Streptophyta, Magnoliopsida, Poales, Bromeliaceae. The coding region runs from base 1 to 972 and encodes 323 amino acids. The record is from RefSeq and is a predicted model, not a curated record.
AUGUCAUCUCUUACUGAUGAACAGAAAGGUGUCUAUGAGACAAUAAUUAGUGUUGUGUCAAAGAAUGAGGGAGGUGUUUUCUUUCUGUACGGGUAUGGUGGACCGGGAAAAACUUUCAAAUGGCGAACUUUAUCUGCAACCAUAAGGGCUAAAGGUCAGAUUGUUCUUAAUGCUGCUUCUAGCAGAAUAGCAACACUUCUACUUCCGGGGGGAAGAACAGCUUACUCUAGAUUUGUGAUCCCACUGGCAAUAACUGAGGAGUCAACCUGUAAUAUAAAACAGGGUAGUGAUCUGGCAGAGUUGUUAAUUCAUACGAAGCUUAUCAUAUGGGAUGAAGCUCCAAUGGCACACAGGUUUUGUUUUGAAGCAGUUGACAGGACAUUAAGAGAUACUCUACGGUUUUCUAAUCCAUUAAGUUGUGAGCAACCAUUUGGGAGUAAAGUCGUCGUUUUUAAGGUUCUUACUUUGACAAAAAAUAUGAGGCUAGAGACAGACUCAUCUAAUUACAAUCUAGAAGAGAUGAGAGAGUUCUCAAAGUGGAUACUAAGUGUUGGAGAUGGAGAUGCCGUGGAUAGUGCGUAUCCUUCAUUGUUAAGCAAUAUUCAUGAUUUGCAAUACCUACAAGAAAGAGCGAUUCUUGCUCCUACUCUUGAAAUUGUGGAUGUUCUGAAUGAAUACGUGCUUUCAUUGCUUCAUUGUGAAGAAAAAGUUUAUUUGAGCUCUGACAGUGUUUGUAAGACGGAUGUGGGCUUAGAUAGUCCUGAAGAUGUAUAUACACCUGAUUUCUUAAAUAGUAUUAAAUGUUCAGGAGUUCCCAAUCACAUGCUCAAAUUGAAGCAAGGUGCUCCUGUGAUGUUAUUGAGAAACAUAGACAAGUCUUCAGGUUUAUGCAAUGGAACCAGAUUAGUGAUCACUCAAUUGGGAAAACACAUACUAGAAACAAAAGUGAUCUCUAGGAGCAAUAUUGGGUAG